AGCUAUCCCGGUUUUUCAUAAAGUUUCGUCAACGCAAUUUUCACUUUCUUUGUUAUACCUGAGGAAUUUAAAAGCAUAAAGAAUUUUAACAUGGAAUUUGCAACAAUACACCGCAAAGAAAAUUUCGCUUGGACCCACAAAGCCGAAAGACGAUAUUUCUUUAAACAGUGGAUUCUUGAAUCGAGAAGGAUCAUUCUAUUCGCAUGGAUACUUUUUCUCAGUCUGUGUCUUACUUCUGAAUUCUUACUCUUCUGUUUUCUUGUACAAAUUUUGUCGUAUUUCGUUGUGGGUAAGCGUUUACCGGAAGUUGUAUUUCUCGCCGGAAGUGAGUAUUUGUACAUUAGCGUAGUUGGACUGGGCUGGAGUUGUCUGUUCAAGAUGGCGAAAUGAUUGUCUAUUGGCCAAGUUGUAUUUUUACACCUUUUUUGAACAUAAUUUUUCUAUCCUUGUAAAAACUGAGGUACUUGUAAAAUGUCCUCAGAAGCACAACGAGAGAGUGAUGAAAAUAUUAUCAAGUUGCUAGCUGUCGGGGAUGCGAGCUUUGCAACAUCAGACGAUACACCAAUCCUCACUGGGUUUUCUCUGAAUGACCCGGCGAAAAUCACUCGGACAGAAUCUACUGGUUCAGAAAGCUCCAAAACAGAGAAAUUACGGAAUUCUCUGAAGUUUAAGAACCCCGGAAGAUUGCUUGAAGAGUUUAACCCGGAUACAAGUCGACGCGAAAUGCGAAAAUUAAAUAGCCUGAUCAAAAAGGACCCUGCUAACCGAUCGAAAAGGAGACAAAGGCAACGAAGACGGCCUCAGAAGCAGACUUUUCACGACCGAUCAGGUGUUCGAAUGUCUGAUGGAAGAGAUGUUUGUGAUUGUCAAGACACUGAUUGUCCCGGUUGCCAUUUUCCAUGUCCUUCUUGUGGAUCAGAAAAGUGUGGUGUAGAAUGUCGAUGUGAUCGACAAUGGACUUACUUGAAAGAUGUGGAGAUUGAGAAUCCGCUGCCAAGUGUUUCUCGGAGAUUGGGAAAUCGAUAAAAUCCUAGCCUUUUUUUAGAAGAGAGUAGCUACUGAGCACUUUGCAUUGGGUCCCAAGAGGCUUCUAAAUUCCUCUUUGUUAACAGAAAAGUGAUAAAUUAUACGUACAUUUUUAGUAAUAAUUCAAUAAGGCAUAUACACAAAUGCCAAAACCCUAGUGUAGAGCGCUGUUAGAACCUGCCUGUGCCCCUGUUUAUGAUUUAAACACAUCUUAAAGCUGUUAUGGUUUUCUCAAUGCGAUAUAGGUUUUCUGGAAUUAAAAAUUCAUAGGAGUGUUUAAACAUUGGUGUACUUUGUAAAUGAAACCUGAACACUUCUUAGAGACAAAGUGAUCAUAGUUUUUUUCUUUGAGUGUUUAAGAUUUCUAGUGAAGAAAAAAUCUUUUUUGUGUGCCCUUCAAAGAAAGGGUGGUGAUACUCGUUCCCAGUGUUUUUGUAUGUUUGUUUGUUUGUUUUUAAGAUUCUUUCCAGGAAAAUAAUGAUAUAACUAGAUUAUUAUUGCUGCCCAUUUCACAAACAAAACUAAUUUUCUUCAUGUGACAUCCAGUUUGUUUAUCAAUAUACUAAUGGUCAAUUGUGUUCUUAUGGGAUUAAUAUACCUCAAGGAAAUUAAUGUAAAAGAAUCCUAAUCUUGUGGUUCCUUUUUGUGGUGGAUAAAAUGUAACAGUAUUUUGGGUGAUUAUGUUUCCAAUGUAUUUAAUAUAUAUAGCUAAGUUUAAGAUCCAAGUAGAGACGUUAAACAAAACUUUAGAAUUCUGUAAAGUAAUUUAUCAUAUUUAUUAAAAUAAAAUAUACUUUUUCUAGCCAUAAAACCCAUGAUGGAAUUCAGCAAGCAUUAAUGCAUUGGCGCUGAAAAACUGUUUCUUAUCCCAUCAACUCCAAAGAUCAAAUUAGUAAUUCUCCCAAUUGAUUGCCUUAUCAUUCCUUGUAAAUUAGAGAGGAGAAUUCAGUGUUUUUUUUUUUUUUUAAGAUAACAUCCUCAAGCUGAUAGGCUUGUCUGUUGUCAUAGCCUGUUUGCAAGAUGACGCAUUGGAAUCUCCAGGAGAGGUGAAAAACCAAUCAUC
Messenger RNA from Stylophora pistillata, 2089 nucleotides. RefSeq names its product ARL14 effector protein-like. The record is from RefSeq and is a predicted model, not a curated record. NCBI's taxonomy places the organism in Eukaryota, Metazoa, Cnidaria, Anthozoa, Scleractinia, Pocilloporidae. Gene Ontology annotation, cellular component: intracellular membrane-bounded organelle.